GUCCAUCAUCGUCGUUAGGUACGCUCGUUUCCCCGCUCCUUCCAUUCAAAGAUUAUUAUGUCCCGCACGAUUUGUUGGUGAUGUCCGAAGGCGUGGUGCGUUCGCGUGCUUCUGAAAGCUACUUCGCGUGACAAUCGAUCUCGGAAGUGGCGGUCGCCGGACGACACGCAGCGAUGAUUCCCUAUUACGUGACGAUCUACGGGAUUUUGGUGGCCGCGCUCGGUGUCAAUGCUCUGCACGCGAAGGAUCCGCUGGCACACCACGGGAGAUGCGAACCGAUCACGAUCAAUUUAUGCAUGAACAUACCGUACAACGAGACGAUUAUGCCGAACCUAAUGAACCAUCAGAAGCAAGAGGACGCUGGCCAAGAGGUGCAUCAGUUCGCACCCCUGGUCAAGAUGAAGUGCAGCCCCGAUCUGCGUUUCUUCCUGUGCACGGUUUACGCGCCCGUAUGCACCAUCAUCGACAGGGCCAUACCACCGUGCCGAUCGUUAUGCGAGAGUGCUCGCGCGGGAUGCGAACGUCUGAUGAACACCUUCGGAUUCGCCUGGCCGGAUAAUCUCGAUUGCGCCAAGCUGCCCGAGAACGGUGGCCCCGAACUCUGCGUUGGACACAACGAGACCACACCGCCAGAACCCUCGGCGCCCGUUUACCCACCACCCCGUAUGCCGGUCGCCGAGUUUCAACCAUCCUGGCCAGGCGGUCCGAAACCCUUCGGUAGCGGCUACAUGGUCGGCGCCAGAGAUUUUGGCUUUGUCUGCCCGUUGCAGUUCAAGGUUCCCCACGAACUUGGUUAUUCCUUAAAAGUCGGCGACAAUGUCGAAAAGAAUUGCGGCGCGCCUUGCGACGGGAUGUUUUUCACCGAGAGGGAACGACGAUUUUCGCGAAUCUGGGUCGGUACCUGGGCGUCCGUUUGUGCAGCCUCUUGUUUUUUCACCUUCUUGACGUUUCUCAUUGACACGGAUAGAUUCAGGUAUCCUGAAAGACCGAUCAUCUUCUUGUCAGUAUGUUACCUGAUGGUAGCACUGGCUUACGUGAUCGGUUGGGCUGCUGGUAAUUCCAUUUCGUGCAGAGAACCUUUCCCACCUCCUUUAGAGAGAAUUCAAAUGGCGUCGACGAUAACGCAAGGUACCAAGCACGAAUUGUGCACGGUGCUAUUUAUGAUACUCUACUUCUUCGGGAUGGCGUCCAGUAUAUGGUGGGUCAUCCUGACUUUAACGUGGUUCCUAGCUGCUGGUUUAAAAUGGGGCCAUGAAGCGAUAGAAGCCAAUUCGCAAUAUUUCCAUUUAGCUGCUUGGGCAGCACCAGCAAUAAAAACAGUUACUAUUCUCGCAAUGGGAAAGGUGGAAGGUGAUAUACUAUCAGGUGUUUGUUACGUAGGACUUUGGAACGUCGAAGCUCUACGCGGGUUCGUCUUGGCGCCAUUGUGCGUCUACCUUAUCCUCGGGACUGUCUUCUUGUUGGCUGGAUUUGUGUCUCUGUUCCGUAUACGUACGGUGAUGAAACACGAUGGUACAAAGACUGACAAAUUAGAGAAAUUAAUGAUACGUAUCGGCAUAUUUUCCGUGUUAUACAUAGUUCCUGCGCUGAUCGUAAUCGCCUGCUUAUUUUACGAGCAAGCUUAUUUCGAUCAAUGGAUGUUGACCUGGAAUAUGGAGAUGUGUUCAAGGCCUGGACCGCAAUCUUUGUAUUCGAUGCCGUGCCCCGUUGGCGAGCGCACCCGCGACGUUGGGAGACGGCCAGAAUUCGAGGUUUUUAUGAUAAAGUAUUUAAUGGCUAUGAUUGUUGGAAUAACAAGUAGCUUUUGGGUAUGGUCGAGCAAGACACUCUCCAGUUGGCGGCAGUUUUUUAAUCACAUACAAGGACGCCGGGUAGAAGCGUACGUUUAAACACUUCU
Messenger RNA from Colletes gigas, 1897 nucleotides. RefSeq names its product frizzled-2 (gene fz). Gene Ontology annotation, biological process: non-canonical Wnt signaling pathway; canonical Wnt signaling pathway. Lineage: Eukaryota; Metazoa; Arthropoda; Insecta; Hymenoptera; Colletidae. The record is from RefSeq and is a predicted model, not a curated record. Gene Ontology annotation, molecular function: Wnt-protein binding; Wnt receptor activity. Gene Ontology annotation, cellular component: plasma membrane. The transcript is spliced from 3 exons. The coding region runs from base 174 to 1889 and encodes 571 amino acids.